This is a messenger RNA of Penicillium crustosum, 627 nucleotides long. Its product is annotated as enoyl-CoA hydratase/isomerase family protein. The transcript is spliced from 3 exons. The coding region runs from base 1 to 627 and encodes 208 amino acids. Gene Ontology annotation, biological process: fatty acid beta-oxidation. NCBI's taxonomy places the organism in Eukaryota, Fungi, Ascomycota, Eurotiomycetes, Eurotiales, Aspergillaceae. Gene Ontology annotation, cellular component: peroxisome. Gene Ontology annotation, molecular function: enoyl-CoA hydratase activity; delta(3)-delta(2)-enoyl-CoA isomerase activity. The record is from RefSeq and is a predicted model, not a curated record.
AUGGAUUUGCAAUUCGAGUCAGCAAAUCUUACCAUUGACAGGAGUGGGAAAGUUUACAUCAUUACCAUGAGGAUGGGCUUUGAGAACAAGUUGAACACCAAAUUUUGUCAGGAAUUAAUCAGUGCCUUUGCUUGGAUCCGCCGUAAUAUCGACCCAGGCUCUGAGGGAGCUGUUAUCACAAGGGGAAAUAAUGCUAAGUUCUACUGUACAGGGCUUGACCUCGAAGAAGCAGAACAGAAUCCAUUUUCGAACACUGAUGGGUUCUACCCCCUCUUGCACACGAUCCUCGACUUUCCCUUUCCAACGAUUGCUCUUGUUACUGGACAUACAUUUGGUGGCGGUUGCCCACUCACCCUUGCACAUGAUUAUCGCAUCAUGAACAGGGACAGAGGCUUCAUGUGUAUGCCUCCGGUUGACCUUGGUAUGCACUUCCCCGGUAUGGGCAUACUCCCUCGCCUGAAACUCCACCCGCCGGUUGCACGAAAGUUGUUAUUGGAAGGCCAUCGCUUCACCGCAAAGGAGGCACUGGCCGAUGGACUGGUUGAUGCCAUUGCACCCCCAGACAAAUAUCUGGAUGUUGCCCUGGAACUCGCCAAAAAAUGGGCCCCGAAGGGGAAGGCUGGGUAA